CCUGGGAUGCCCUCGGCUCCCGGAAACGCGAGGAGCCCGAGGGUUUUCUCGCACCUUAUUAUCAGAAGAUGCUCGUUUUUAUCAGGCGGCGUGACACGCUACUUUGUGUACACGCGGUUUCCCGCGCUGUCGCCGGGAUGCGUAUUGAUCCUAGCUAGUAAUGCACCACUAAAUCUACCAAUGCGGGGCGCGAAGGUGUCAGAGACGAGCUAACGUGUUACUAUUAUGAAAGCCUGACUAGUUGCCCGUCGUAACACACGCAGCAUUCACGCCUGAAGAUGUCAGCUCCGGGGGCCCCUGCGGCUCCCGCUCCGCCGGACCUGAGCCACCUCACCGAGGAGGAGAGGAGCAUCAUCCUGUCGGUCAUGGAGCGGCAGAAGAAAGAGGAGGAGAAAGAGCAGUCCAUGCUGAAGAAGCUGCACCAGCAGUUCGAGAUGUACAAGGACCAGGUGAAGAAGAUCGGGGAGGAGGCUCAGAAGAACCCGGAGCAGAAGGGAGACUCGCCCACCUGUGGGAUCUGCCACAAAACCAAGUUUGCCGAUGGCUGCGGCCACGUCUGUUCUUAUUGCCAAACCAAGUUCUGCGCGCGCUGCGGAGGACGCGUCUCCCUCCGCUCCAACAAAGUGAUGUGGGUAUGCAACCUGUGCCGAAAACAACAAGAAAUCCUCACCAAGUCGGGAGCGUGGUUCUACAGCGGUCCUGAGGGCUCCAGAUCAGGGCCCCAAGCCAAAGUAAGGGGAGGCCGAGCCGGAGCAAACCAGGACCCUCUAAGAAACGGUUCAGGGAUCCCAGGCAGAAACAGAAGCCCAUCAGCAUCCAGGGACCCCAACGCGGCAUAUAACCAAAGGGAGGGGGAAGGAGGACUGCAGUAUGCCCCGGCUGAAGGAGGCAUGCCCCGAUCCCCGUCCGACUACGGACGUGACCCUGGCCAUUCGCCGAGGAGUUCAAGAAUGUACAAUGAGGUGGGCGGUUACCAAGACGGCCGAGGACGCUGGCACUCGCAAGGCCAGCGUUUGGACGGCCAGCUAGAAGACUAUGAGCUCCAGAGACGUCGUGAGGAGGAAUACCAGGCCCGAUACCGCAGCGAUCCCAACCUGGCGCGCUACCCAGUCAAACCCCAGCCCUACGAGGAGCAGAUGCGCAUCCAUGCCCAGGUGUCACGGGCUCGGCACGAGCGGCGCCACAGCGACGUCUCGCUCGCCUACACAGAACUCGACGAGCCUCUGCAUGGGCCCGGUGGGCGGCAGUCGCGCCUCCCUCUGUUGGGAGGCCCAAGUCAGCGCUCGUACUCUAUGGACAGGAGCUCGCCGGGACACCGGAUGUCGAAUCACAGCCCACCGACGCCACACCGCAGCCCCGUGCUGGGCGAGAGCCGGCGAGGCCCGGCGGAGCCAACGAGGAAACCCAUACCCCAACAGCACCACUUGGACCCUAGCUCAGCCAUGCGCAGAAACAAACGGGACAAAAUGGAUAGCAUGCUACGAAACGACUCUCUGAGUUCGGACCAGUCCGAGUCGGUUCGGCCUCCUCCACCUCGACCGCACCGCAGCAAGCGCCUUGGCAAGCUCCGAACCAUGGGCAGCUUCAGCAGCUCAGAAGAGGAGCUGGCAACCACGCCGGAGUACACCAGCUGUGAGGAUGUGGAGCUGGAGAGCGAGUCCAUCAGCGAAAAAGGCAACAUUCAAAGGGGAAAAAGAAAAACAAAUGAGCAGGCAUAUUUUUUGGACGCCAGUUAUGCAGAGAGGCAAAAGACAGUGGUGCGAUUUCGGGAGCGCUCCCGCGACGAAGACGCGGAGUGGUGCGAGCCGCAGGUCAAAGAUUCAGGGGUUGACACGUGCAGUAGCACCACGCUAAACGAGGAGCAUAGCCAUAGCGACAAGCACCCGGUGACAUGGCAACCAUCCAAAGAUGGAGAGCGCCUAAUAGGGCGGAUAGUGCUAAACAAGCGGAUGAAAGAUGGCACGGUACCCAGGGACACAGGGGCACUGCUGGGCCUCAAGGUGGUGGGGGGGAAGAUGACGGAGUCCGGCAGACUUUGUGCUUUCAUUACGAAGGUCAAGAGAGGAAGUCUUGCGGACACCGUCGGCCAUCUCCGACCAGGCGAUCAGGUCCUGGAGUGGAACGGGAGGGUCUUGCAGGGAGCCACGUUCAAGGAAGUUUACAAUAUCAUUCUAGAGUCCAAGCCAGAGCCGCAGGUGGAGCUGGUGGUCUCACGGCCCAUCGGAGAUGUCCCUAGAAUACCAGAGAGCACACAUGGACAGCUUGAAUCAAGUUCAAGUUCCUUUGAAUCCCAAAAGAUGGGCCCGUCCAUCUCUGUCACGUCCCCCAUGAGUCCUGGCAUGCUCCGGGACAAUCCUCAGUAUCUGUCUGGACAACUCUCGAGUCCAUGCCUUAGUAGAAGAACCACGCCUUUUGUCCCUAGGGUCCAGGUCAAGCUCUGGUACGAUAAAGUGGGACAUCAGCUCAUCGUCACUAUCCUGGGCGCCAAAGACCUGCCUUCACGAGAAGACGGGCGACCUAGGAACCCAUACGUCAAGAUCUACUUCCUCCCCGACAGAAGCGAUAAAAGCAAGAGGAGAACGAAAACCGUGAAGAAAUCUCUGGAGCCCAAGUGGAACCAGACGUUCAUGUACUCUCCGGUGCACAGACGUGAGUUCAGAGAGCGCAUGCUGGAGAUCACGCUCUGGGACCAGGCCAGGGUCCGAGAGGAAGAGAGCGAGUUCCUGGGAGAGAUUCUGAUCGAGCUGGAGACGGCGCUGCUGGACGAUCAGCCUCACUGGUACAAGCUCCAAACACAUGACCUGUCCUCCAUGCCGCUGCCCAACCCCUCGCCCUUCAUGCAGAGACGCCUCCCGCACGGAGAGAGCCCCACACGCAGGUUACAGAACAAGGGCCCAUAUUUUUACAACUCAGGGUCACAGAGAAUCAGUGACAGCGAGUUCUCUGAUUACGACUGUGAAGAUGGGAUUGGUGUUAUCUCAGAUUAUCGGCACAAUGGCAGGGAUUUCCAGAGCUCUACUCUGUCUGUUCCUGAGCAGGUGAUGUCUUCCAAUCACUGCUCCCGAUCAGACAUGACCCGCACACGCUCGCGCUCACCCAGCGUCCCUCCACCACAAAGUCGAAGUUUAGACCAUGGUGUGAGAGGAGGACCCUCGCUUUACGGCCCCCGGCAUCGCCUGUCUGAAGACAGAUACUCACCAGAUAGCCAGUAUCUUACCCUCCCUCCUCGAACCAGACACAGACAGCCAAGCAUCGACCCCGCUAUCCAGGACCCCAGGAGGAUGAGGAGAGAUAGACAAAUGUCUGCCUACAGUGACUCGUAUGAAUCUCCUGAGAGAUAUUACAAUGGGCCCAAUCAUGUAUCUACUCCAUGGCCCAAUCAUGUCAUGAAUGGAAAUGGUGGAGACUACAGGUAUAGCCGCAGCAUGGUGGACAGACAUGAGCAUUACAGGUCCAGGUCAGCCGACCAGCGGCCCAUGAUGGAGCGACCGGUCUACACGCGCUCGCGCUCGUCCGAGCGGCCCGACUCCGGCUACAUGAGAUCCAUGCCGUCCUUACCUUCAGGGAGAUCCGCCCCUCCCUCUCCUGCCUUAACGAGGGCAAACAUCCGCUCCGGAUCGGUCCAAACCAGUCCCACCGGCACGCCGUUAUCCAGUCGAAGAGGUCGGCAGCUACCACAGGUCCCACCCAAGGGCUCGAUAGACAGAAAAGAUGGCGAGGGCAUUACUGAGCCUUACGAAGGCACUCUGAAGGACCCAUCAAGGCGUGGGAUGGACAGUCUCUCCAUGCGGUCGUCGGACAGCGAUGUAAGCGACGUGUCCGCUAUGUCGAGCGCAUCUCGGCUCAGCAGCACGAGCUACAUGUCUGUCCAGUCAGAAAGAGUGCGAGCAAGCCGCAGGAUCAGUGAGUUUACGUCUAAAAUGAAACACAGGGCUCAGACGGCCACUCCGGGCUCCAACAUCACCAAGAGCUCCAGUGUCGGUGGAGACAUGUGCUCGCUGGGCAGGAACGACGACGAGGACGACGACAAGAAAAGGCGCUCCAGCUUCGGAGCCAAGAUGGCCGCCAUGGUGGGACUGGGGAAGAAGAGUCAAAGCACCUCGCAGCUGGACCCCGAGGAGGAGGGUAAGAAGAAGAAGCCGGUGCGUCUGGCGAUCCAGCGGAGCGUAGAGACUGGUUUAGCGGUCGAGAUGAAGAGCAGGAUGACGCGGCAGCCCAGCCGAGAGACCACAGAUGACGGUGAAAAGGCGAAACCUGGAAAUCUAAUCUUCCCUGGAGUGAAGAUCUCAUCAGAUAGCCAGUUCACAGAGUUUUUGGAUGGUCUUGGCCCCGCCCAGCUGGCAGGGAGACAGACACUGGCCACGCCCCCAAUGGGUGACAUCCAGAUCGGUAUGGUGCACAGGAAGGAGAGGCUGGAUGUGGAAGUUAUUCGGGCUCGAGGUCUGGUGGGCAAACCAGGGAACAAACAGACGCCAGCUCCUUACGUAAAAGUAUAUCUGCUGGACAACGGGAAGUGCAUCAAUAAAAAGAAAACACGGACGGCGAGAAAAACACUGGAUCCUCUUUAUCAACAGCAGCUUCAGUUCGAGGAGAAUCCCGAGGGGAAGGUUUUACAGAUCAUUGUUUGGGGAGACUACGGACGCAUGGACCACAAAUCCUUCAUGGGAGCGGCCCAGAUCCUGCUGGACGAUUUAGAGCUGACCAACAUGGUGAUCGGCUGGUACAAGCUCUUCCCUCCCACCUCAUUAGUGGACCCGACCUUGGCACCUUUAAGUAGUAAACCUCCAGAUUCAGGCCUGGACAGUUCUAACGUUCGGUCGUAGCGGCACGAGGAGGUGAGCGGUAGAGAGCGGCGUGAGUAGCACCAGCUACAGACAGAGACGGGUCACGUCCUGGUUACACUGCAUGCUUGAUGUUGUGUCCUCUGAGCCCGUGCGACAAGAGGCUAAGAAAAGGCCUGCGUCCUUCUGCCAAAAAAAGAAAAAAAAAAACGAAAAGAAAAGAAAAUGUAUGCUGCUGUCGCACGCAGGGCGAGAACGCCACGGAGGGUCUCUCCGUUCAGCUGAAGAGAUGCAGCCAGGAUUCCGCCGAGCCUGACUCUUAACCACAGGACGUUAAGAGCGCUCAUUUCCACCGGAAAAGGAAGGCGGCGUUUUACUCUGGCUGCUUCCUCUCUGUUGUAUUCAAAGAGAUGUCAGUGUUUCUUACCUACAGUAGAACUUGAAGCAUUGUAGCCAUUACUGUAAGCCAAGCUGUCUAAAGAAGAUCCGAGAAGGGAGAAGCGCUUGGCUAAGAUGGGACCGAAAAGGGAAAGGGUAACCUCACGGGAACGACCCUACAUCAAGCCAGACCUCCAAUGGAUUGAUCUUCAAAGUUCGGUGACGAGGAAGAGGAUAUGGCCAGAGUUCCUGUUCGAUUCAGGAAACAUCAGAAUUCUGGGGGAGGGGGGGAGGAGGAAAAAAGAAAUUAAUUAUUAAUAAAUAAUGGACCUUUUUUUGUGCUCCGGUAUGAUGUUCUCUUCGUUGAUGUACUGUAUGAAAUUUAUGAGAUUAUUUUUUUUCUUUUUUUUUUUUUUUUUUUUUUUUGCAUGGAUGCAGAGUUGUUUUAAAAAAACGGAAGUUUAUUUUCCUCGAGACUUGCAAAAAAAAAAAAAAAAAGAAAAAAAAGAGGAAGAAACUUAUUUAAGGAUGACCAGAUCAGCCAUUUUCAACAAUUUGUAUUAUUUUUAAUAUGAAAUUCUCUAGUGCAUGAUUUUCAAAGGGACUGAAUGCAAAACGAUAACGAUGUGAUUGUCAUCCUUUAGAAUAUUCUUCUGUAUUUUUACAGAUCUCGGUUACAGGUGUGGCCUGAUGAGACUUUGUAUCUCAUGUUAUUAACAGAAAAAAGCAAGGGAUUGUCAAGAAAAACAAUAAAUGUACAAUAUUGAUUUCGAUAUAAAAAAAAACCCGAACAUGACAAUUGUACAUUUCUCUCUUCAAAUGCAGCCAUAAUUCUGUGUUCAUGUGGAGACGGAGCUGUAGAUUUUGGGUCUGUGGAGACUCCGCUGUUCUGUUACAAUAGAAUGGCUCAUUCAUUCAAAGCAAGCAUGUCGAAAAGGGUCUGCAACAUGGAUUGAGCACACCGUCUGAGUAAUACAGCAUGUUUUGAUAGAGACAUCUGGGAAUUUUUCGCAGUUUUGUGUACAGUGCAUGUGGACCAGAGGCUCGGCCGUCCCCCAGAUCUAGCGUCGUCCACGGAUUCAGGUCGGGGUCCAGGUUUUGUGGCCAACGGUUCAGACAUUCAACGCAACAUUCCACCUCUUGGCACUCAUCUUUUCUUGAAAAGAAAAAAAAAAGGAAAAGAAAAAAUCAAAACAGGCAAAAGAAAUCCAAAAAAAUAAAUGAAUACAAGAGGGAAAAAGUUAAGAAAAUUUAUAUUUAUUCAAGUUUGACUUGAAAAAAGGUUGCAAGUAUAUUUUAUUUUAUUAUCGUUCUAAAGAAAAUGUUCUAAAAACGGAUCCCGUUGGAUGGUGCUGUACGAAGUGGACUGGACCGUGUUCAUUCUCGUUGUGUUGUUCAAUGCAGCAGACACUGGUUGAAUGAGGAGCGAGGUCACAGUUUGUGGAGAUGGGAAAAUUGCCACACAAUAUGAAUUUUUAAUUGUUUCUUGUUUUGAGAGAAUAAAAUUCAUUUACUAA
This is a messenger RNA of Puntigrus tetrazona (Sumatra barb), 6676 nucleotides long. RefSeq names its product regulating synaptic membrane exocytosis 2b (gene rims2b). Gene Ontology annotation, cellular component: presynaptic membrane; cytoskeleton of presynaptic active zone. Bases 279 to 4823 code for a protein of 1514 amino acids. The record is from RefSeq and is a predicted model, not a curated record. Gene Ontology annotation, molecular function: small GTPase binding; transmembrane transporter binding. Gene Ontology annotation, biological process: intracellular protein transport; positive regulation of synaptic transmission; regulation of membrane potential. The transcript is spliced from 33 exons. Lineage: Eukaryota; Metazoa; Chordata; Actinopteri; Cypriniformes; Cyprinidae.